This is a messenger RNA of Sinocyclocheilus grahami, 1428 nucleotides long. RefSeq lists its product as uncharacterized. The record is from RefSeq and is a predicted model, not a curated record. Lineage: Eukaryota; Metazoa; Chordata; Actinopteri; Cypriniformes; Cyprinidae. The coding region runs from base 1 to 1428 and encodes 475 amino acids. Gene Ontology annotation, molecular function: protein dimerization activity. The transcript has 6 exons.
AUGGCCAUGACAGCUGGGGACUCUGGUGUGGCUGCCAUGACAGGACAAGGCGCUGGUGAUGACAGGACGAAAAUCUGGAGUGGUGUUCAUGAUGGGACAAGGCUCUGGAGUGGCAGCCAUGAUGGGACAAGCACCACAGGGAGGAAGGCAUCUGGCUUCCUGAGGAUGCUUCAGGAUGAAGACUUCCAGUUUUUUCUGCAACUGUUUCAUCAAAUAAUGCCCCACGUUGACAUGAUGUACCAGCAGCUGCAGAAGAAGGACAUUGAUGCAGUCUUCAUCAAAGAAGCCCUCCAGAACUUCACAAUGAACGUGCAGACCAUAAGGGACCAGAGCUCAUUUCAAGAGCAAGAACUGCAGCAAGUAGCAACAGAAACGACAAGAUCUAGGAAGGCCUUGGGAGAAGAGAAGCAGAGGCUGUCUAAAAAGAUCUGCGACACAAUCCUGAACCACACCAAAGAAAGGUUCUCAUUCACUGACCACCUUGUGAGUGCCACGCUGCUACAAGGAGAGAGGUUUGAACAGCAUUGCCAUAUGUUCCCUGUUGUGGCUCUGAACAUCACUGUCAGGGCAUACCCCACGUUGAAUAAGGUGAAGCUUAAGACUGAACUGUCUCUCAUUUAUGACAGUCCAGAAUUCAAGGGCUGCUGUGGUGCACUGGCACUGUACCAGGUUUUGCUGAAGUACAACCUCCAGGAUACUUUUUCUGAGACUGUAACUCUGUUGAACAUCCUCAUAACCACUCCCAUGACAACUGCUGAAGCUGAGAGGUGCUUCUCAACCUUAAAGAGAAUCAAGACAUUCCUCCGAAAUGUAAUGGGACAGGAACGUCUGAAUGCACUGGCCAUGCUUUCCAUGGAGAGGGAACUAGUCCGAAACAUGCCUGCUUUCAACGAGAGAAUCUGCGACACAAUCCUGAACCACACCAAAGAAAGGUUCUCAUUCACUGACCACCUUGUGAGUGCCACGCUGCUACAAGGAGAGAGGUUUGAACAGCAUUGCCAUAUGUUCCCUGUUGUGGCUCUGAACAUCACUGUCAGGGCAUACCCCACGUUGAAUAAGGUGAAGCUUAAGACUGAACUGUCUCUCAUUUAUGACAGUCCAGAAUUCAAGGGCUGCUGUGGUGCACUGGCACUGUACCAGGUUUUGCUGAAGUACAACCUCCAGGAUACUUUUUCUGAGACUGUAACUCUGUUGAACAUCCUCAUAACCACUCCCAUGACAACUGCUGAAGCUGAGAGGUGCUUCUCAACCUUAAAGAGAAUCAAGACAUUCCUCCGAAAUGUAAUGGGACAGGAACGUCUGAAUGCACUGGCCAUGCUCUCCAUGGAGAGGGAACUAGUCAGGAACAUGCCUGCUUUCAACGAGAGAGUAAUUGAACGCUUUGCUGCUUUGAAAGAGAGGCGAGCAAAAUGUGCAGCUCUGCAGUAG